This is a messenger RNA of Nematostella vectensis (starlet sea anemone), 15179 nucleotides long. Its product is annotated as golgin subfamily B member 1. Lineage: Eukaryota; Metazoa; Cnidaria; Anthozoa; Actiniaria; Edwardsiidae. The record is from RefSeq and is a predicted model, not a curated record. Bases 285 to 14138 code for a protein of 4617 amino acids. The transcript is spliced from 2 exons.
CGUUGGUGUUUUUGCAGCGUUUGACUCCGCCAAAAUGGCGAUCAAUAUAAGACCAAAAGAGGAAACUCUCUAUUUGCUGCUGUCUAAGGAAUUAGCAUUUCUCGCGUAGAGAGUUCGAGAAGUUCACUUUUAUCGGGAAUUGAUCGCAACUCACUUAAUUCCGAUCGCUUUCCAGCUAUGCGUGUUGAUAUAAUGAACACUUGCGACUCUGCCUGGUGUGAGUUUCAAAGUUGUAAGAAAGGUGGAGAAGUUGGAAGAGCGUUAAGCUCCCUUUGGCAUCGAGUAUGGAUCAAAACAACAACGAACGGUCUCGUAUUAGUUCACUAGAGCUGGAAAAAAUGGAGCUAAUAGCACGACUGGAAAACCAAGACGAGCUGAUAAAACAGCUUAGAGAGGGCUUAAGGAACCCUAAAGUGAAGGAGAAAUCAGAAAAUACAAAGCUCAAUAAAGAGCGUGAGAUUUUGGAAUUAAAAGGUGUUAUAAACCAGCAUGAAAUAAACAUUAAACAACUUCAGCAGGAGUUGGAGAAUUCCCACCAAUCGCAUGAGCAGCUGCACCAGCACUACGCAUGCGCGAGAGGGGACCUAGACGCUAGGGAUUCAACCAUAGCACGUCUGUACCGCGAAAUCAACAGCUUGCAUGACUCGCUUGAGGUGGCGCAGCGGGAAAAGCUAGCCACUCUUGAGAAGCUCAAGGCGGUGGAAGCGGAGCUCUCUGCUCUAAGCGUGGAGAAAGGUUGGCUUGACCAGCAGCUGGAGCGUUCGCGUGCAGCAAUGGCGGAUUUCCGUGCUAUAAGCUCGCCAUCUCCGUCUUCCAGGUCUCGAGGUGGCCUGGAUGAAAGGAUGGAAUGCGUGAGAAAAGAGCGGGAGAGUUUGCAGGAGCUACUGGAAGAGUCUGCGCACUUUGAAGAGCUUCUAAGGAACCUGGAUACAAGUGGAGGUGUUGCAAAGAGCACAAGGACUCUUGAGACCUCGAGUUUUCGCCAACAAAGCACUUCAGAAUCCUAUCAAGUUAAUAAGACUUUAUUGCUCGAUAUUGGCAGUAGAAUGAGCGAGGUCGAAGAAAGGUUGAAAAAGGCUGUCUUGUCACAGAAGUAUCAGAUUCAGGCUGAACGUGAUCAGCUUAUUCAGGAGUUCACAUUAAUGCAACAGCAGCUGCUUGAACAUCAGCAACACCAGGAACUUCACAAAGCCGAUAUUGCAGCUAAGGAGAAUUUGAUCCAAAGGUUGAAGACCGCAAAGGCGUCACUUGAGAACGAGGUCCAAGCUGUCAAGCGAGAAUUGGCGGGAAGCCAGAGAGAGUGCGAGCGCCACUUGCAGGACAGACUGCAAUUUGAAUACGAUGCAUCUUCUUAUAGAAGUAAAAUUUCUAAGCUGGAAGCAGAUCUGGAAAAUGAGCGAAGGCAGCAAGAGUUCUACAAGAAUAAGCUGAGUGAGUUUGGUUCUCAUAGCGCACAGGAAAAAGAAGAAGUUACAGGACUGAAGGCGCAGCUUCGUGAGCAAGUCCUAAUUUCAGAGUCAAACAGGAAGGAGAUUUCCUCAAAGCAGAAUCUUAUUGUGCAACUUAGAGAGAGACUGAUCGCUACCGAAAACGAGCUUGAUAGUCUUAAGGGAGACAUCACCAGAGUUCAAGGUUCUAGCACCGACAUUGAGCGACAGAGAGACGAAAUGGGUAGAAAACUUGCCUACUCAGAGCGUAACAUCCAAGAAAUGCAAGCGGCAUAUGAAGAUUGUGUAAGAAAGAGGGAAGCACUACAGAGAGAGGUAAACUCGUACCGCGAUAGUUUCAAUCAGCUUGAAGCCACCGAUGAUACGAGCCAGCUGAAAAAGAAGGAACUCGAAAAUGAAAUGUUCGUGUUACGCAGUAAAGUCACUAAGCUAGAAUCUUCAUAUGAUGGAUGCCAGCAAGAGAGGAUGCAGCUCCAGCAGGAGCUGUUCCAAUCAAAUAUGAAACUCGCGCAAUUGAAAAGCGCAUACGAGACGUGUAAACAGCAACGUGUUCAAAUGGAGCAAGACCUCGCUUCAUACCAGAAACAAGUCGGCGAGUUAGAUAUUCGCGUGGUAAAAGCCAAACAAGAAGCUGAAGAAGCCAGGCGUGAGUUAAGAUCAAUGGAGAACCGCGCCAGUCGAGCCGAGCAGCAAAUUCAGCGAAUCGACAAAGAACGAAUGGACCUUAUCAGGAAGCUCGAUGUGACACAAGGCACUCGAAGACGCGCUGAUGGUGAAAAUAGAAGAAUCGAGAAUCAAUUCCAGGAAUUCCAAGAAAAGUAUGAGUCUCUUAACCAGGAAGCAAGGAGAACGGAGCAAGCGUCCGAAUUAUUAAAGAGCGAGAAAGAAGAGCUAGAAGAAGAGUUGAAGAUGUUCAAGCACGAUUUUGAGUUAAUUGGAAACGACUUGAAAAUGUGUAAGAAAGAGAAAGAUCAGCUUCACGUCGAGUUAACGAAUAUCAAGCAGCGGUUAGCGGAAACUGAAAGCGCAUCGUCGAGGCUAAAAGGUGAGAGGGAAAAACUACACAAAGAGCUGACGGUUAUGAAGGAAAACAAUGCACAAUGGAAGGACAUGUGCGAGAGAAUUCAGGAAGACAAGGAAAGACUGCAGAAAGAAAUGAUUGACUUACAAAAGAGUAUGAGUAAGGUCGAGUCAAGUUUUGGCAGUUCCCAGCAAAGGGUACCGAAAAGUGAGGUAGCAAUUCUGAGAUCUCGUGUGAGCGAGCUUGAAGCACAGCUUCAGUCUACAGAAAGGAGAGAACAGGAGCUGGCCCGCCAAGUUCGAGAGAAGCAAGCGUAUAAGCAAGAACAGAGAAAGAACGAGCAAGACAUUGACGAUAAAUAUAGGCAAAUUGACCGUUUGACAAAGGAUUUGAACUCCAAGAUAAACCUUGUGGAUCAACUAAAGCGAGAGAACCACACCCUUAGGGGUGAGUUGGAAAAUUCUAACAGAGAAACCGAUAUAAGAAGUCCCAGAGAGAUGUCAAAGGACCGUGAACUGGAAAUGGCUAAGAUUGAGCUUGAAGAUGUAAGGCAAAGACUACACAACUUGGAGAGCAACCGAGACUCCUGGAGACAGAAAAACAUGCAGUUGCAUAAAGACCUUAUCUCACUCCAAACGAAGAACGAGGAGUUAAUUCGCUCAUACGAGAAAAUGAAGGAGCAGAAGCACAAGCUUGAAAGAGCGUCUUCCGAGCAGAAAGAUUACAUAACAAGGCUAGAGGUCAACGUAGAAGAACAUGUCAACCAGGUUCAUGUGGCAUCCAACGUGGAGAGUACUUCCGUAAUGGUGGUUGAUGGAAUCUCGGAGGAGAUCACCGACGCCAAAAAGAGGCUCUUGGAACUCGAGAGCAUGUACAAGGCAGCGAAAAGUGAGAGCGAGGCUAAUAAGGAGGCUGAUAGGCGAAAAAUAAUAAAACUACAGAGUCAAGUUGAUAAUCAGCAGAAGCAGCUGAAACAGGUGCAGCAAAGGCUUGAUAAUACUUACGAGGCACUUCGACGCACACAAGACGAGAAUAGAAAUCUUACUGAACAGAUAGAGGAAGUGUCGAGGGAGGGGAGCACAAGAAUGAAGGACGCAAACAGUCAAGAGAAUGCCAUCGAGAAACUGCAAAAUGACAACCGGUACUUAGAAAGAGAGAUAGAACAUCUAAAAAAAGAGUUGGAUUCUUCAAAUAGCGUUACAGAAGCGCUGGAAGACCAGAAACAGGAGUUUUCAAACGAGCUCAGGAAUGCAAUGGAAAAAGUGGAAGAAUGGGAGAAUGCUUACGUAGCUUUGAAGAAAGAUCAAGACAGUCUUUUACAGGAAUUGGCAGCAGCACAAGACUCCCUCGCUGCCGUAGAAGGAGAUUUCGCAGAAAACGAACGGCGAUUUGAAAACGAGAUGCAGGCAAGCAAAAUGAGGGUAUCAAAGUUUGAAGCUCAAGCACAUAGUAUAGUGAAGCAGAGGGAUUCAUUACGAGAGCAGUUAGACAGUGUUAAAGAUGAGCUUAGAAAAUCCAAGGAAGAAUAUGCAGUUCUUCAAAAAGAAUUCAUUGAUCAUCAGAAGCGUUGUGACUCUUACAGAAACCAGCUUCUAAGCAAGACCCACGAAAUGGAAAAGAUAGCAUCCGAGUCACACAGUGUCGAGUUAAGGAUAGAGCAAUUGACUAAUGAGCUUGCUGCCUCAAAGCUGCGAGAGGGAGCGCUACAAGAGAGAAAGGACGAUAUAGAACACGACCUAAAAAUUGCAGAACAAAGAGCAUUAGACCUUGACGAAAAUCUCGCGCGAACGAAACGAGAGAAAGACGAGAUACAGAGAACCUUCCAAGGUGUUACUGGCAAGCUGAACGCAGUGCAAGCAGCCUAUGAUAAAGCCCAAGAAAGGAUACGCGACCUUGAAACACAGCUUGGCAGUGCCAAGAGAAGCAUAACGAGCCUUGAAGGUGACGUCAUCAGCCUUAGAAGCAAUGUAGCCAAUCACGAAGCGACGUACGGGUCACAUGGGGGGUAUCUUGACGAGGUGGAGACCCAGCUGGAGGAUACCCAGAAGAGCAUGGUUGAGCUGCAGACCGCGUAUGACAUGAGCGAGCGCGAGAAGGAUGACUUGAAACACCAGUUAUUGCACGCAGAAAGGAAAAUCACCGAGCUGAAGGCUACCUUGGAGAAGAGUGAGGAAGUAAAUUAUGACUUGGAGAGGGAACUGGAAGUGGCUAAGAGACGUGUAAUGGUAUUAGAGGACCAGCUGACGAAAACACAGAAGCAGAGAACGCAAUGCAACGAACAACUUGAUGAGACAAGGGUAAAGCUGCAGAAAACUAAAGCAGAUUUGAUAGCUAUGCAAAAAGAGUUAUCGAACAAUCAAAGUAGCUUGGACAAUAUUACGAAGAAUAAAGAAAACAAGGAUAGCACUUUGGCGGACAUAAAAAGUAAGUAUGCCGCCUUAGAAGCCCGCCUGAGUGAGGUGACCAGCGAGCUUUACAAGCAGCAGACACAAAAUGAGCUUAUGGAAUUGGAGCGGCGAGAGUUCCAGGAAGAACUUUUACAGACCCAACAGAGAGUUCAAGAUCUUGAGGCAUCCCUGAACAUCAGUCAGGAUGAGAAAGACCGCUUAGAGGAAGAAGUGCGAUCGUUUUACAAGCGAAUUUCAGAGCUGCAGACCAGUUAUCAGGCAUGCGAGCACGAGAAACUCGACGCUCAACGCGAAGUUACCCUACUUGAACACAAGGUCACGAAACUAAAGGGACUUCUUGAGCAACUGAAGAAAGAGAAGGCCCUGCAUGAAGAUAAAUCAGGAGAAACAGAGUCUUUGAAGAGGAAGCUUUCUGGGGAGCUUAGAGUAGUGAAGUCUCAGGCUGAAGAAUACCACAAAUCGUACAUGGACGUAAAUCGCAAUUUACAAGAAAGUGAAAGCAAGGUCGAAGAGUACAACACAAGAAUGUCUGCUCUUGCCUCAGAGAAUGAUCACCUGAACUCAGAGCUAGAAAUGGUUAAACAAAGUCAUCAGGAAAUGGAGAAAGAGAAGCGAAAACUUCAAGAAAAGUUAAGGGUUACAACAGAUGAGCUAAUAAGGCUAAAGCCGGUGAGUGAGGCAACACAGAAGAAGAAAGGUCAAGUCGAGACGGAACUUCAAAAUGCCCGAAAACGCCUAGCAACCCUAGAGACGACCGAGAGGAAAUCAGAAGAGGAGUUAGCAAAGGCUAAUCAUGAAAUCCAGGUAUCUAAGGAUGAAAUUUCACGUCUCGAAACGGAGCUCAAUGCAGCAAAAAAGAGAGCGUCAUGUCUGCAGGUAGACUACGAGAAUGUCAGAGAUGAGCUAGCAGAGACAAGAAGAGCGUUAGCAGAAGCUGAAGAGAAAAAUGUCUCCCUGUCAAUCCAAGAGGAACUAGUCACUAGCAGUCAGAUUGGGCAGAAUCAAGAAGUGCUGGAGCUCGAGAACAGAGUAAAGAAUCUGGAUGAAGAUUUUGGCCAGGUGGCUGCCCAAAGAGAUGACCUGGAAGAGCAGCUCAUGUCAGCAAGAAACGAAAUAAGGCAGUUGGAAGGAACUGUCGAUGCAUUGACUGCCAAAAAGACACAAUUCAAAGAGCAGCUAGACGAAGCUAGAGAUAAGAUAUUCGUUCUAAAAGAAGAAAUAAUAAAGGCAGACAGUCAACUUGCUGAGCACAAAGGAAUCAGUGAGUCCUUGAAGAAAACGGUAUCGAAGAAAACCGAGGUCAUUGAGGAUCUAAAUCGUCAAAUUAAGUAUCUUGAAGAUGAGUUGGAGAAAGUAAGAAAAAAGGAAGUGUCCCUCUUGGCAACACUUGACACUCUGCGAGAGGAGAAAAAAGAUCAAGAACAAAUGCUACAGGACAACGGCAUUCGCCUUGCAGAACUAAACACUCAAAUCCAGGAUCUUUUUGAGGAGAACAAAACUCUUGAAGAAAAAGUGUCCAACGAUAGUUACAAGCUCGAAAGUGCUGCGGGAGAAGUGAAAAGCUUGGAACGAGAAAGAUCUGUUUUGAAAAAUAAGCUUGAACAGGUAACACAGAAGUUGUGCAAGGAGUCGGAGGAUAAAGCAAGGGCUCAAAAACAGCUGGGAGAGCUUCAGAGGCAAAUGGAUGCGAAAAUUAGACAAAUAGAUGCAAAAGAGCAGUUCAUAGACGAAUUGAGAUCACAAAACACCGGGCUUGAGGCAGAGCUUUCGAACAUCAAAGAAGAGUUUACGGAAAACAAAACUGGAGUUGAGACGACAGAGAAGAAAGUUGUUAGCCUAGAGAGCGAGAUAAAAGAUUACAAGCAAAGCAUUUAUCGACUUGGUACUGAGGUAGAAAGUCUUGCAAGAGAACGGGAUUCUCUCACAGAAGAGAUAAAGAGCAAGGACUUGCGCCUUGGAGAUAUAGAAAAGAAGUACCUCAAGUCUCAGAACAUCGAGGGAGAACUAAGGGAACGAGUCAAAACAUGUACCAAGAAACUUUAUGAGGUAGAAAGUAAAUACAUGGAAGUCUCUAUACAGUACGAAACUGCGAAGAAAGAGGUCAACCUACAGAAGAUGAAGGUUAAGGACUUGGUUUCAGUUUACGAGAGGUGUGAAAAGGAACGAAAGGAACUCAAAGAGAAGACAGUCGUCACAGCCAGCAAGGUGUCACAGCUGGAGAUGCGGUUAGAUCACGAGACGACAGAGAGAGAGAGUGCAAUAAGCACUUUGAGAACUCUUGGAAGUGCCGAAGAAAGCAAUAGGGAACAGGUGAAGGCUUUAAGGCAAGAGAUAACCGAUCAAAAGCUACAUCUGGACCUAACGAUGAAAGAUCUCGAAGACAAAGAAGAUAGAAUCAAGCAGCUCAAGGCGAGGAAGGAGUUUACAGAAGGGCAAUUGGAAACUCUAAAACAGAGCUUAGUUCUGUCGACACAGGACUAUGAGAGAUUGCAAGAGGAACAGACAAGUAUUCAUAGAGAGAAGCUCAAGCUACACAAGAAAAUAGCAGAGCUUGAAACUAAGAUUGAAAAGGAGAAACUUUGUAAAGAAAGAGCGGUUGAAGAAUGUAAAGCAAGGGAGAUUGAUCUUCAGUCGUUGCAGAAGCAGCUUCACGAUGCCCUUCUUGAUAACGACGGAUUGAAGAGGGAAGUAGAAGAGUAUAAGAACACCGCCUUGGAUUACAAGAAUGACGUCACAAUGCUGCAGCAUAGUCUAACCAACCUUGAAGGAGCUAGAGAUCUGCUUCAACAGACAUUGCAGGAUAAAGAACAAGCCGUUAUCCAGUUACGCACUGCAAAGGAAAUUCUGGAACGUGAUAUGAAGAGCUUGAAAGAUACGUCCAGGAAUAAAGAUAACGAGAUUGAAACGCUUCACGUGAGACGAGAGGAACUGGAGACGGCAUUGAACUCGACCAUGCAAAAGCUUGCGGAAAUAGAGAGCUCCUUUGAUACAAGCAAGGACAAGACCAGGCAGUGGGAAAAAGAGGUCAUGACCCUGAGAAGGCAAUUACGAGUGGCCGAAGAAUCAUUGCGUGAAACACAAGAGCAAGAAGAAGAACACCGCCAAGCGCAAAAUGUCCUGCAAAUUCAAGUGGACAAACUAGAGGCAAGCUAUAAAGCAAUUCAAGAACAGAAGCAUGAGAUACAAGAAGAGCUUCAGACAACUGUUUCAGAAUACGACGCGCUCAAAAGAGAGCAUUCUGACAGCAUAAGAGAGUUAAGCAUCUACAAAUCUGAAGUGACAGAUACGCGAAGUAGAAUAGUCCGGCUAGAGUCUGCAUUAGAGAAAGUCGAAAACGAGAAAAGGAGCAUUGAAGAGGUUUUUCAGCAAACUUCAAAAAAGGUAAAGGAUAAUGACACUGAAUUUGUAGAUGUCCAGAGGCAAUUGAAAGAACAGCAAAUAAAGUACGAUGCUCUCAUGAAGGAACUUAAGAGCAAGGAAGAGACAGUGUGUAGCUCGGAAGAACAAAACAGAAAACUAGGAAGAGAAGUCAAGGAGCUACAAGGACGCGUUGCCGAGCUUAGCUCAUCUUUAACAGCACUUCAGCGAACAAAGGAAUCAAACGAGAAGGAGUUGUUUGACACAUUAAAGCGUGAGUCAGAAUAUCAACUUCGCUUUGAAGUAGCUCAACAAGAGAAUGAUGAUCUCCAAAAGGAACUCUGUAAUCUCGAAAAGAAGACGCAAACACUUGAAACAGAAAUUAAGAAAAAUGGUAGUGAGCUUGCUUCUUUAAGGAUUGAAAACUCAGAAUCGAAGUCAAGAUUCACUCAGAUCAACCACGAGGUCUUGAGCUUACAGAAGGACCUUGCAAACAAGACUGCUCAAAUUACAAAAUUUCAACGUGAUACCUUCGAUAAAGACAAUCGUCUUACUACCUUAGAGAUUGAAAAGAUUGACAUUGAGAAGAAAUUAGAAAGCCUUAAAGAUGAGUAUUCGGGUGAAAAGACGAAGCUUGUUGAAGCAGAAGGGAACCUAGCUAGAGUCCAAAGGGAUCUUGAAGAGAAGGAAAAAAAGUUGAAUGACAUCAAACAAGCAUCGGAUCUUUCUGAAAACGAGGGGAAUCGAUUAAAGGAAGAACUUAAUGCGUUUACAGAGAGGUAUGAUGAGCUGAGAGCCAGUCACAUGAGCACCAAGAAAGAAAACGACAAGCUUCGACAGGAGGUAUCUGUCUUGAAACAAAACUUUGGUCAACUACAAAACGACAAAGAAGAUUUGGAAAUUGAACGGGACAGAGUGAAGAGACAUUUGGCGGAAUUAACAGCAGAGAAAAACACCUUGAAGACACGGCUUGAUGCAAGAGAGCUGGAUAUUGUAAGACUUCAAAGUGAAGUUAAAAGCUCCGUUGAACAACUUCACGAAGUAAGAACGCACGUCGAAGUAAUAAGAACAGAAAACGUGUCUUCGAGUAAAGACAAAAAUUUUAUCGAGAAGAAACUUACAAAUCUACAGACGGCAUAUGAAGAGCUUAGACUGGAGAAGACUUCUAAACAAAAUGAGGUGGACGACUUGAGAGAAAAACUUUCUCAAAUAGAAAAGGAGCAUGUUUUAAGCAAAGACAGCAAUUACAGUCUCCAAGAUGAUCUUGAUACCGCAAACCGAAAAAUGUGUGAGAUGGAGCAAAAUUUUACCUUUCUAAACGACAAGAUCCGUACACAGAAGGAAGAACUUAUUGACUCUCACAAAAAACUUUCUGGCUUGGAGCAAGAGCUCUUUGGUUCACGAAACAAAAUAUUCAGGCUAGAGGGGGCAGCACGAACAAGCGAGGAAAAAGUUAAAAGCAUGUCCGAAGAGUUACAAAAACUUGAGGAAAACGUUUGCUUAUUGACUUCAAGCUUAGCAACAGCCCAGGAGAAACAAGAGAGACAGCAAAAGGAGCUACUAGAUGCCAACAAGAAAUCCAGUGAUCACGAAAUUGCUUUUAAGAAUAUGGAAGCGAGAAAAGAACGGCUUCAACAGGAGGUAAUUUUAGCCAAACAACGAGAGGGUGAACUCCAAAAUAACCUCCAAAAGGCUUUAAAAGAACAGACAAACUUAAAAACACAGCUAAACGAUCUCCAAGAAAGGUAUGAGAAAAGACAAGCAGAGCAAGAAAUGGGGAGCAAGAACACGGUAACGUCAAAACAAGAACUGACCAUCGCCAUGGCGACAGCUGCUGAUAGACAGAAAGUCAUUUAUUCCCUUGAACAAGAGAAGCAAGCCUUAGAACAUGAUCUAAAAGAGACGAGAAAAUCUUUAUCAGGUGUGAGAGAUGAUUUAGAAAGAGUUAAGAGAGAAGCUAGAGAAUCGAAGAGCCAAUUAGAAGAGCUCAGAGGAAGAGUAGAAGACUUAGAGUCAGCUGAGGAGUUCUUCAAGCGUGAGAAUGAACGCCUUGUAAGAGAAAAUACUCAACUUGAGACGAGUUACAAAGAGUCAACUUACAUUUUAGAGACCUUCAAGAGUGAAAAAGAAACAGUGAUACUUGAGUCUGUCCAAGACGCCAGCGAAAUGAUAGAGAUGGAUGAGAUUCAAGUUGAAAAUGAUAAAUUGAAAGACGAACUUGUCUAUGUUAAGCAAGAAAUGGAAUUUAUAACAAGAAAAAUGAGCGGGUUCUCGAAUGAGAGAAAGUCGUACGAGGAGAAGAUUGAGUCAUUAACUGGCGAAAUGAGUGGUUUGAAAGGAAAAAAUGACUGGUUCCAAAGCGAGUCUAUCAAGCUAAACGCAGAGUUAGAAAACACAAAGGAGAAACUUGAUAUAGCAGAGUCAACCAUCAAGAAUAUAAAGCAGGAGAAGAACAGAUUUCAAGAUGAAGUGAACGAUCUUCAUGGAAAGGUUUCCCAGAAGAAUUCCGAGAACGAAUUACUUCAUGCACAGCUUGAUGAUCUUCGUAAACAAAUAACAGGUUACCAGGGUAACAUCAAAUCGCUCGAGGAAAACUCCAACAGACUUCAAGAAAGGAUAAAAGACCUGGAAGACGAGAAUUUGGAGAGCCACAAAAAGGCGUCAAGUCUGGAAUGCGAGUUGAGUACUGCUAAUGAAAAUCUAAAGGAGGCGCAAAACAACUGCAAGGAUGCUGAAAUUGAAGUUUCUAAACUACGCGAAGAGAUUAUUGAAUCUCACAAGACAAUCAAAGAGAUGGAAAUUUGUAUCGAAGAAAAUCAGAACAAGUUUCUGCAACUGGAGCAGAAUCUAGUUGCAGCCAAAGACGUCUUGGAUACAAGUGACUCGAUGAUUGUACGCACUGAAGCUGAGAUUUGCGAGACGGACAGUGGCUCCUACUCGCCACCUCUCGCAUCAAAGCUGUUUAAUCUAGAGUACGAACUCGAGACCGCCAAUAAGGAAAAGGAAAGUCUCGAAGAACACGUCCAAGACCUUGAAAAAAGCAGGAAGAAUGACCUAGAUGAGCUGAACAGAUUGCGCAAGCGAGUCAAAAAAGCCGAAAAGAUGCACAAUGAUUUGAAAAGUGAGGCAUCCAAGUGUUCUGAGAAAUGCGAAGAAUUUAGAAGAAAAAUCGCAUCCUUGGAGCACGAGCUAAGGAUGGUUGUACAAGAGAAAGACGAUAAGGAAAGACUUAGAGGUGAGGCAGCAGGGGAAAGGGACUUUUUAAAACAGGAACUUGCAAAACUUACAAAUGAUUUAGCGGAAAUCCAGAGAGCCCUAAAAUACAGUGAAGAGGAAAAAGAGAAACUUAGGAAUGAUAUGAUUUCCGCACAUAACAUGGUCUGCUUAUUGAAAGAUGACAACCAGCAUGCAGAGGAAAGCAAAGGGCAGCUAAGUAACGAGUUGUUGUCAUUGCAACGAAAACUGGCCGAUGCCGAGAAAAAGUUGCGUGAUAACAGAAACGAUGCCUUGGGUGAUGAAUUGGAAACACUCAAAAGAGAUCUCUCAUCAAGUGAGAAGGAAAACACAGAUUUAAGAUCCACCGUUAGAUCCUUGAAGGCUGAGGUCGAUUCUCUUAAGCAUAGAUUAUCUGAAGUGGAAGAAGAUAACAGAGUGGAGCCAUUGAUUAAUGAGCUCACUGAAAAGGAACAAAGAAUCCAAGAGAUCGAACGGGAGUUGAAAGUAUACGAGACAAAGCAUACAGAGAUCAGAGUAUAUGAAGAAAAGUACGUUGAAAUUGAGAAAAGGUACUACGAGUUGGAAACAAAGUAUUACACUGUUAUUCAAGAAAUGAAGGAUGCAACCGUUGACAAUGAUAUUACCAAAGAUGAGCUGGAAAGAUUGAAGAAAAUCGUCGAAAAUGAUGAAAAGGAGAAAGAGAAUUUGAAGAGAAAGCUCCAGGGGAGUGAUUCUGAUGGCACGAUGGAGAGAAAGCGUUUGCAGAGAGAUAUGUCGGAUGCGAGGGCCGAGAUCAGUCGCUUGGAGAAAGAAGUUAAAAGACUCAAAGACGAUCAAGAACUGGCACGGAAACAACGACAAGAGGUUAUUGAGAAAGGUCGAGAAAUUGAAGACCUUCAAUCAAAGUUUAAAAGAAAGGAAAGAGAAGUAGAAGACUUAAAACACCGGCUUCUUAGGGAAACUGAGCAGGAGAAAAAACUUCAUGAUGGCCUUAAAAAAGAUCUUUAUGAAGCAGAAAAACAGAAAUCAGAUUUGCAGAGAGAAUUAAAUCAGUCGAGAUACGAAAUUGAGAGCUUCAAAUCUAAGGUUGAGCUCAUUGAGAUUGAGAAUCGCAAAUGGGAAGAGGAAAGAAGGAAGCUGAAAGAGGAAGCAAACUACGCAAAUAAAGAGCUUAGAAGCAUCCAAGAAGAGCUUAGGACGCUUAAAAGGGAAAUGAAGAGUCUAAAGGCCGAUGCUUCACGCAAGAACGACAAAACUGCCGAGCUCACUCACGAAAACGAUAAGAUCAGGCAAGAGAAGGAUGACAUAGCUAACGAGCUCAUGAAUCUCAAGGAGAAAUUUGCCAAGGUCGAGGAAGAGUACAGAGUUUUGGUCAAAGACACGGAAUCCAUUAACAGGGACAAACAAACAACAGUUUCUGAAUUGGAUGACUUGAAAGCUAAAAUUCGGUGUUUGGAAAAGGAAUUGUGGGAAUUAGAAGAUGAAAAACGUUCGGUUAUAGAGACUAAGGAAGAUUUAGAGCAAGAGUUGAAGGUUAUGAAAGAGCGCCUUGUUGAUGCAGAGUAUGAGACAAAGAGGAGCGUUACAGAAAGAGAUCGAAUUUCCAGAGAAUCGAAUAAAAAUAGAUCAGAAAUCAUCAAACUAGAGGGAGAUCUUCAACGUGCCCUGGUGCAAGUCGACGAAGCAAACCAGAAUAUUCUAAACAAGGACAGAAGCCUGCGCCGAGUGCAACAGGAGUUGGCGGAGGAAAGGAGCUUGAACGAUGGAAACAAAACUCAACUACACGACCUCGAAACGGAAAUCAGAAAUCUCAAGCUUAAAAUUGACUCCUUGGAGAAAGAGGUGGAGAGUCUUCAAGAGGACUUAGUGUUGAGUCACACGGCCUAUCUAGACGCUAAAAAACAACUAGAAAAGGAUAAUUCGUCAAAACAGACUCAUAAAGAGCCAUCCAAUCAGACUCAUACAAGUCAGCUUGUGGUUCCUAACAUUGGGAAAACUGAGUCUACCCAGUUGGUUAUCCCGGAUGUGGGAAGCGGAGACUCCCGGAUGAUAGCCCCCACGACUGGCAUCAGCGAAUCACGAUCUUCUUCUGUGACAAGCAUUAGAAGGAGGUUCGAAAACAACCAAUUAGAGGAGACGUACAAAAGAACAGAGACAACGUCUUUAGUCAUGGAUGUUCAGGAACGGUCAAGAGAAUCGACAACAUUAGCAAUUGAUGUGAGCCCGCGUGCGCCGAGUGUAACAUCGCCUCGAACCCCAAGAGAGUCCGAUUCUCCCUCGACAAGAACCCCAAGGUCUAUGGGGUACCCAGGGCAUCCCGGACCUCGAGCGUACGGAGUGACGACUCCAAGGGAAUACAACUUCGGGACUGCCCCUCACAGAUCUUCUACCAUUAGUAACUUGAACGGACCGCGCGAGUAUAACUUUGACAAUCCGCCGCACCAGACUACGACUAUUGAAAUUGACGUUGAAGCGGAACGACGCAGCCCUGACCCACAGACGAGUACUUUGGAGAUUAACGUAGAUGCAGUGGAGCAGGGCGUGUCGCCGCGUGCAGUGAGUGCACUACGUGUCCCGAGCAGAAGGACCUACGUACCACUUGAGGUGACAUUUGAAGACAAGGAUAAGGAUGGUGAAUAUGAAGUAACAGAGAUAGAGAGGUUGGCAAGACGGCGAUGGAAGUACUGAAACAAGGAAGAGUGGCAAACGAAGACAAGGUUAAGGAUGGUGAUAAUGAUGUGACAGAGAUAGAGAGGUCGACAAAACGGCAAGCAAGGGCGGCAAUCGAAAUAACGUCUUGAUGUGACAGCUAAUGUUAUGCUAAAGGAUAGAAAUGUAUGAAGGAAGACAAUACAAGUAUUGACCUACAGACGUCUCUAGCCUCUUUAGCUGACAGACCUUUCUAGCUGACAGACCCCUUUAGCUGCUUAAUGCAGCCAGAGUUCUUCGGGUGCCCACGAGAAUGAGUUAGCCCUACUGGCUGUCGCUCCUUGCCCUAGUCGGGAACCAGGGCACGCGUUUGGCCAGUAGAUCACUCCAUUCGGAACAGGUUGUGUCUGACUGUCCAGUUACCAUGGACACCUAGAGGCAAGAGGAGGCGACAUUGUCGAGCUAUGACAAAAGGAAUGGAUCUUCUGACGUAGCCUUGAAGAAGGGCGCCAUGAUAUUUAUUGUGAUUGUGAUGACAACAUAGAAGACUUUAUUAAUUAUGACGGCGACUUUAACAAAUAAUGAUAAUUAUGAUAGAAAUCGUGUGAGUUAAUAAACUGAUAAAUGUAGCUAGAAAAUUUAUGAAAGAGCAUGGAGCAAGUUAUUUUGGCACAGUCCAAGUUUCCUGGAAGAGCUAACCCUGAGAACUUUACGGAUAAAGUUAAUUGCUUUAGCUUGACUGUUUUUAAAUAUUUAUUGGAAAUAUACAUAUCAUUAUGUUAUUACUAUAUGUGAUACGUGAGGAUUUUUAGAAGAUAGCUUUGAAAGCAUGUCAAUGACAUUUUAUACAAUAUGAUGGAUAUGUGAAUCCUAUGUUAUAACGCAUGGCGUUCUAUUAUGUAAGAAAUAUAUAAACUUGGUAUUAUAUAUAUUGGUAACCGCGAUGCGUUUUUAGUUUUAAUUGAAACUAAUUACAAAAGUGUCAAAAUCGCCGUGUAUAAAUAUUAUCUCAGCAUUUUUUUAGUUGCUAGACCUUCUGUUAAAGAACAAAUUAUGAAUAAAUAAAUGAAAAGUUACCAA